Charadrius vociferus (killdeer) is the source of this 732-nucleotide messenger RNA. RefSeq names its product rho GTPase-activating protein 24-like. The record is from RefSeq and is a predicted model, not a curated record. Gene Ontology annotation, cellular component: focal adhesion. The annotation marks the transcript as partial. Gene Ontology annotation, biological process: activation of GTPase activity; wound healing, spreading of epidermal cells; signal transduction. NCBI's taxonomy places the organism in Eukaryota, Metazoa, Chordata, Aves, Charadriiformes, Charadriidae. The transcript is spliced from 5 exons. Gene Ontology annotation, molecular function: GTPase activator activity.
AUGGAAGAACACAACGGCUCUGCAGAGGGUCCCCUGCCAAGCCAAGGGCGGCACAGUGCCAUUAAGUGUGGGUGGCUGCGGAAGCAAGGGGGCUUCGUCAAGACCUGGCACACACGCUGGUUUGUUCUCAAGGGUGACCAGCUUUACUAUUUCAAAGAUGAAGACGAAACCAAGCCCUUGGGUACCAUCUUUCUGCCUGGCAACAGAGUAAUUGAGCAUCCUUGCAAUGAAGAAAGUCCAGGAAAGUUCCUUUUUGAAGUUGUUCCAGGAGGAGACCGAGAGCGGAUGACAGCUAAUCAUGAAACGUACCUUCUUAUGGCGAGCACGCAGAAUGACAUGGAGGAUUGGGUGAAAUCCAUUCGCAGGGUUAUAUGGGCGCCAUUUGGAGGAGGUAUUUUUGGCCAGAAGCUGGAAGAUACUGUCCGAUACGAAAAGCGCUAUGGGAACCGCCUGGCUCCUAUGCUGGUGGAACAGUGCGUGGAUUUUAUCCGACAGCGGGGGCUAAAGGAAGAAGGCCUUUUUCGACUGCCUGGGCAAGCUAAUCUUGUCAAGGAGUUACAGGAUGCAUUUGACUGUGGAGAGAAGCCUUCUUUUGACAGCAAUACAGAUGUGCAUACAGUGGCAUCACUGCUUAAGCUGUACCUGAGGGAACUCCCAGAGCCAGUCAUACCAUACGCAAAAUACGAAGAUUUCCUUUCCUGUGCCAAAAUGCUUAGCAAGGAGGAAGAAACG